ACCACCUUCUCACUCUCUUUUAUCCCCUCUGGUAUCGAACGGUUCGAUAAUAAACCGAAAGAAGAGAAGCCCUUGGAAUCCUCCAUUAAUGACGGAUCUCUGCUUUCAGUAAAGUUUUUUCUCUGCUCACAUAGGCUUUUGGGAAAUUCAUACUGAAAAUGGAUGGUUUCCAUAAAGAUGAAGAGCUGGAUGAAAUUAAAACUGCAAUGGAGAAGCUCAAGGAAGACUAUCGGAUCAAGACAGAACUGUAUGAGAGCUUGAGAAAUUCACACAAUGAGCAACUCAUUCAAAUUCAAGAAGCAAAGACUCAGAUUGAGAAGCAAGCCCAAGAACUAAAUGCAAAGGUAGAAGAAAAUUCUCUUCUAUGGCAAAAAUGUGAAGAUCUUAAAUCUACGGUGCAAGAAAAAGAAUCAGUUCUUAGGCAUCUGAGUUCUGCUAAUGAUAAACUCCGAGCUGACUGUGGUGAGAAGUUGCAUAAAUUGGAAGGAGAAAACAGAGAGCUGUUAACUGCUCUAGAUGAGGCUAAUAUGCAAAGCAGAGAUCAAGAAGAGAAGAUUCGCAUAUACAAGGAUGAGAUUGAAGGUUUAAAGGGACUUCUGUCUGUUUCACAGAAGAAGUGCUUUGAUGCACAGCAAAGGGCACAGGCACCUAAAGAAUUGAGGCAAAGAGAUGAUCUGUUAUUGAAACUAGAAGAGGAAAAAAGCAAAGUCGAUGAUCAGCUCAAGUGGAAGAAGGAGCAAUUUAAACAUCUUGAAGAAGCUCACCAGAAGAUUCAAGAUCAAUUCCGAGCAAGUAAGAGGGAGUGGGAGCUGGAGAGAUCCUCAUUAGUCGAUGAAAUCUGCUCACUGCAGACAAGUUUGGAUUCACAAACUAGAAUCUCAGAAGAUCUUCAAUCACGUUUAAAGAUGUGCAACCAAGCCCUAGCUCAUGAAGAAAGUCGCAGAAAAAUUUUGGAACUUCAACUGUUAGAAUCAAAAGCAAGUUAUGAGAAUGUUUUCACAAAGUAUGAAGAAGCAAAAUCAAAGAUUGAAAACCUGACGAUUCAGAGGAAUGAAGAAAUUGCAGCCCUGAGAAACUCAUUGGGUGGAAAAGCAGCAAUGCUCAAAGAAAUGGAAUUCAUAAGGGGGCAACUUGAGCACGAAAAUCAGGACUUGAGGCAAUCUCUCAGAGAACUUCAGGAAGCUAAUAUCAACAAAACAGGAAGUGCUUCUUCACUAGCAAAACUGCGUAACAAGCUUAAAGGUUUGGAGCAAAUUCACAAGGAUUGUUUCAUAAAUCUCAAAGCUAGAGAAGCUGAAUGGAAUUCCCAAAUAGAGAAAUUGGCAGAAGAGCUGAAUGAAUGCAGAUCUGAAUUAGAUUGUAAAGACAAAAAUGUGCAGAAGCUACAGAGGGAGUUGGAAAGUUGCUAUUCUUCAAUAUCUCAGUCAAUGUUGAAGAAUGAAGAACUGUCGGUGAUGCUUACAGUGUUGCACUCAAGUCUUUCAGAGGCUCAUUCAAAGCUCUCAAAUGUGAUGGCUGAAACAGAACUGUCAAACAAAGACACUGAAGAGCAGAUCAAACUUCUCAAAGAGCAGUUGGAAGAAAAGAAAAGUGAUCUGGUAAAAUCUCAUGCUGAGAUCAAACAAGAACGAGAGAAGGCAGAAUCAUUAGCAAUAAGAAUUGAAUCUUUGGAUCUUAUUGAAAAGCAGCAUUUUCUCACACAGCAAGAACUUGAGAGGUUCAAGGCAAUGCUCAAGGAGUCAUCUGAGUUGAACGAACAAUCUUUGAAAAUGCAAAAUGCCCUAAAAGAAGAACUAAGAAAAGUUUCUGAUGCUCUAGACAAAAUAAAUUUUGAAUUGGCAGAGAAAAGCCGUGAAGAGAAAGAGACUGAAUUUGAAUUGGACAGGUGGAAGUCUGUUGCCGAGCGUCUAAAAGUAUGCCUUGAUGAAAAUCAGGAAUUUCGUAAAGAAAUGGAAGCUUCCCUUCUUGCCCAAGCUGAGACUGAGCAAACCCUCAAACAAGAGAGGGAGAAAUUAAUCCGUGCCUUGGAAGACAAAGAAAAAAGAGUUGACCAUCUCCAGCAGAAGAUUGUUUUACUCAAGCAAGAACUGAAAGUAAAAGAAACCUCAACUCUAGCAAAAACAGAGACAGAGAAAGCUUUUGAAGAAGAAAAAGAGAAGCUUCUUCUUCUUGUCACAGAGAAAGACAAGAGCAUAGAUGAAUUCCAACAAGAGGUUUCUUGGCUGGAGCAAGAGUUUGCAAGAAGAGAACUUGAAGGUGCCAUUCUAGCUCGAACAGAAGCAGAGAAAGACUUUGAGAAAGAGAAAGAGAGGCUUAUCCUGAUUGCAGAAGAGAAAGAUCAAAGCAUAGAAUGUCUCCAGCAACUGGUUACAUCAUUAAAACAAGAUUUCACAAAGUCAGUUAAGGUUGCAGUUCUCUCAGAACUUGAAGAGAAACAGUCUGAGAUUAGUAUGCUUCACAAAGCGUGGGAGAAGAUCAUCAGAGCCAUGCUUCUGGCUGAGGUAGAGAUUCAAGAGAAAAACUUGGUGAUUGGUGAACUUGAAGAUGAAAUCAACAAUUUUCAUAAAAAAUUAGAAUUGCAGGAUAACUCUUUGUCCCAUUCAACAGUACGCAUAAAACAGCUUGAAGCUGUACUGGAAGGAAAACAGUUGGAAAUAGAGAAGAUAAUGGAUAGUCUUGGAAGCGAGCUUAGAAUCUCAAAAGGCUUAGUAGAAGAGAUUGAGUCUGAGAAAAUACUUCUGUUAAGAGAUAUUAAAAAACUGUCAUCAGAGAGGGAAACCUUGCUGGCUCACAUUGAGUUCCUCUAUGAUCAGAUCAAUGAGUUUUCCAAUGAAGAGGCAGAACUUAUGGGAAGCUUGGGCAGGAUAGUGCAGAAAUUUGACCCGGAGGAUGGACAACAGGAGAUGGAUUUGAAAGGGAAGGAUGAGCUCUAUGAUUCCAACAGAGAGAAUGUAAAUAAACCUCUUUCUACCAUGAUGACAAAAGUUGAAGCAAGUCAUGAUGUAAGAUCACCAUUCAGAGAGGUCAACAACUAGCUGCUGGAACUGGAGAAAAUUCUUCUCUUAUGCAGCAAGUAUAACAAGGUAUUUUAUUGUGAACAUAUUAAUGGCCAAUGGUCAUUGCCAUGUGAGAAAAAUGCAUGAUGUAAUGAGUUUUUUGUUUUUCCUAUGAUAGAUCUAUGCAUGCAUGAUGCCCCAAGAUUAUAUUAAUGUUGAACCCAGUCUAGCUCUUUUUGGAUACA
This is a messenger RNA of Nelumbo nucifera (sacred lotus), 3241 nucleotides long. Its product is annotated as basic helix loop helix (bHLH) DNA-binding superfamily protein. Lineage: Eukaryota; Viridiplantae; Streptophyta; Magnoliopsida; Proteales; Nelumbonaceae. The record is from RefSeq and is a predicted model, not a curated record.